UUAUUGUUUUAUGUCAUGAUUUAAUUGACAUAAUAGGUUACACUUGUUAUAUUAGAAAUAUUAAUAUUAUUUUAAUUUUUAAUAAUAAGCUAAUAAUAAAAAUACUUUUUAUUGUAUAUAUCAAGUUUUUAAUUUGAAAUUGACACUACUGAUUCAUUUUAAAUAAAAGUGUUAAUUUUUGACCAGGUUAGAUUUUUGAUUUAUCUCAUUUCAACCUGUAACUAAUUUUGUCGUCUUUAGUUUUAUCUUUUUGUCUUCAUUGAUUCCAAUAAGAGACUACAUAUAUUUGGACAAAAAUUUUAUAAAAUUAUUGGUAUUUUGGUAACAGAACUCCAUGGCCAAUUUAGAAUUGUUACAAACAUUACACGGCCAUAAAGGUAUUGUUUGGAAUGUGGCAUGGCAUCCAUUAGGAACAAUAUUUGCAUCUUGUGGAGAAGAUAAAACUAUAAAGUUAUGGAGCAAAGAAGGACAGGAAUGGACUAUAAAAACAGUUCUUGUAGAUGGGCAUCAACGCACUAUUAGGGAAGUUGCGUGGUCUCCCUGUGGAAAUUUUUUGGCAUCGGCAAGUUUUGAUGCCACUACUGCAAUUUGGGAUAAGAAAAGUGGUCAAUUUGAAUGUAAUGCUACAUUGGAAGGGCAUGAAAAUGAAGUAAAAAGUGUUGCUUGGUCACCAUCAGGACAACUUUUAGCUACAUGUGGCCGAGAUAAAUCAGUCUGGGUAUGGGAAGUUGCAGGAGAAGAUGAAUAUGAAUGUGAAUCAGUUCUGAAUGCUCAUAAUCAAGAUGUUAAAAAAGUUGCUUGGCAUCCUUCAUUAGAUAUAUUGGCUUCUGCAUCUUAUGACAACACUGUUAAAAUGUAUAAAGAAGACCCUGUAGAUAAUGAUUGGACCUGUAUUGCUACACUAUGCUCCCAUGAGUCCACUGUAUGGAGUUUAGCUUUUGAUAAGACUGGAGAACGCCUUGUUACUUGCAGUGAUGAUAGAACUGUCAAAAUUUGGAAGGAAUAUAAACCUGAUAACCAGGAAGGUGUAAUAAUCACAGAUAAAGAAUCAGUAUGGAAAUGUGUGUGUACAUUAUCAGGAUAUCACACACGUUGUGUGUAUGAUGUGGCAUGGUGCCACCAAACAGGCUUAAUAGCCACUGCAUGUGGAGAUGAUAUAAUAAGGAUUUUCAAGGAAUCUGAAGACUCUGAUCCUAAUGCACCCACUUUUGAAUUGAUAUGUACCAAACUGAAUUCACAUUCACAAGAUGUCAAUUGUGUUGCUUGGAAUCCUAUAGGAAAUCAAGAACUGCUAUCAUCCAGUGAUGAUGGUGAAAUAAGGAUAUGGAAGUUUUCUGAUUAGUAGAGCCAAAUUACAAUGUAAUCAAUAUAAUUAAGAAUCAAGUGAUCAAUACUUGUGUAAAAAAUAUGUUUCAAAUCUUAUAUUGUUUUUGUUGUUUAUAAACAGCUUUUCAACUUAUAUUGAAUAUUCUAUUAGAGAUUAGAUACAUAUUAGAAAUAAACAAAUUGUUAAGCAUAA
Molecule: messenger RNA, 1519 nt
Organism: Galleria mellonella (greater wax moth)
Lineage: Eukaryota; Metazoa; Arthropoda; Insecta; Lepidoptera; Pyralidae
Gene: Ciao1
Product: probable cytosolic iron-sulfur protein assembly protein Ciao1
Exons: 4
Coding region: 335-1342 (335 amino acids)
Biological process (GO): iron-sulfur cluster assembly
Cellular component (GO): cytoplasm; cytosolic [4Fe-4S] assembly targeting complex; mitochondrion
Molecular function (GO): protein binding
Source: RefSeq, a predicted model, not a curated record